Cladophialophora carrionii CBS 160.54 is the source of this 483-nucleotide messenger RNA. RefSeq lists its product as uncharacterized. The record is from RefSeq and is a predicted model, not a curated record. Lineage: Eukaryota; Fungi; Ascomycota; Eurotiomycetes; Chaetothyriales; Herpotrichiellaceae. The transcript has 2 exons. The coding region runs from base 1 to 483 and encodes 160 amino acids.
AUGGUUUAUCGAAUCAAAGAUGGGAAUGAUAGUGUGUCAAGGCCGUUCUCAUUACCGGAGGCAUUUCGACGUGCCCAAGAAGAGAGCACUCGCAUUCUGACUGUUCAUUUGAAUGGGAAUUGUGGAUUUACAAUUGCCUCUCUCCUGGAGAAGGGGGCGGGUGGCAUUCCGGACAAGGAUUUCGUUGCUAAGGACCGGCAGACUGGUGUCCCAUAUGUGCUGUUCGAGCGUGACACAGGGCAGGCAUUCCUGAACAAGAAACGUGACUGGAGUAUGCUCCUCCACUGGGGCGAGAAAUACCUGAAGAAAGUCUUGCCCGAAAGUCUUGCCCCUCGGCUCAGGGAGGUGGCAGUCGACCUCACGACGACUUGGAACAGAGCGAGGCAUUUUCACACCUGGAUGCCGAUACGGGAGAGGUUGUACGCCACGUACAAAUGCCGGUCAUCACACGAGUCUCGGGGAAACGGCUACGGAAGUCCUUGA